Messenger RNA from Balaenoptera ricei (Rice's whale), 2279 nucleotides. It is a transcript of the gene WNT16, whose product is annotated as Wnt family member 16. Gene Ontology annotation, biological process: canonical Wnt signaling pathway; cell fate commitment; multicellular organism development. Gene Ontology annotation, cellular component: extracellular region. The transcript has 4 exons. NCBI's taxonomy places the organism in Eukaryota, Metazoa, Chordata, Mammalia, Artiodactyla, Balaenopteridae. The record is from RefSeq and is a predicted model, not a curated record. The coding region runs from base 274 to 1362 and encodes 362 amino acids. Gene Ontology annotation, molecular function: cytokine activity; frizzled binding.
GGAAUGCGAGGGGCGCUCCCGCAUCUCCUGCACAUCUUCGACUCGUCUCGGGAGGAGUGCCCCAGGCUACUUUCCCAACUUCCUCACGCUGCUCCCAGCUCGCGAGGCUGCUGAGAGCCCCUACUACGGCUGGCCUUCUUUUUACGUUGUCUGCAGGGAGAAAGGAGGCGAGGGACACCUUGGUGCUGGGGAACUGACCUCUGUCCUGGUGGGCCUCUGGCUGGGGAGGGUCAAAGAGGAGUGGCUGGGCCUGGGGGACUCCAUGCGGGGGCCAUGGACAGAGCAGCGCUCCUGGGACUGUCCCGCCUGUGCGCGCUGUGGGCAGCCCUGCUCGCGCUGUUCCCCUGCGGAGCCCAAGGAAACUGGAUGUGGUUGGGCAUCGCCUCCUUUGGGGUUCCGGAGAAGCUGGGCUGCGCCAACUUGCCGCUGAACAGCCGCCAGAAGGAGCUGUGCAAGAGGAAACCGUACCUGCUGCCGAGCAUCUGCGAGGGCGCCCGGCUGGGCAUUCAGGAGUGCAGGAGCCAGUUCAGACACGAGAGAUGGAACUGCCUGGUGGCCGCCGCCGCCCCGCCGGACGCCAGCCCUCUCUUUGGCUACGAGCUGAGCAGCGGCACCAAGGAAACAGCAUUUAUUUAUGCUGUGAUGGCUGCAGGCCUGGUGCAUUCUGUGACCAGGUCAUGCAGUGCAGGCAACAUGACUGAGUGUUCCUGUGACACCACCUUGCAGAACGGCGGCUCAGCAAGUGAAGGCUGGCACUGGGGGGGCUGCUCUGAUGAUGUCCAGUAUGGCAUGUGGUUCAGCAGAAAGUUCCUAGAUUUCCCCAUCAGAAACACCACGGGAAAAGAAAGCAAAGUACUAUUAGCAAUGAACCUACAUAACAAUGAAGCUGGAAGGCAGGCUGUCGCCAAGUUGAUGUCAUUAGAGUGCCGGUGUCACGGAGUUUCCGGCUCCUGUGCUGUGAAAACAUGCUGGAAAACCAUGUCUUCUUUCGAAAAGAUUGGCCGUCUGUUGAAGGAUAAAUAUGAAAACAGUGUCCAAAUCUCAGACAAAAUAAAGAGGAAAAUGCACAGGAGAGAGAAAGAUCAGAGGAAAAUACCAAUCCACAAGGAUGAUCUGCUCUACGUUAAUAAGUCUCCUAAUUACUGUGUAGAGGAUAAGAAACUCGGGAUCCCAGGGACCCAAGGCAGAGAGUGCAACCGCACGUCAGAGGGCGCAGACGGCUGCAACCUCCUCUGCUGCGGCAGGGGCUACAACACCCACGUGGUCAGGCACGUGGAGCGAUGCGAGUGCAAGUUUAUCUGGUGCUGCUAUGUCCGCUGCAGGAGGUGUGAAAGCAUGACUGAUGUCCACACUUGCAAGUAACCACUCCAGCCAGCCUUGGGCAAGAGUCCCCAGUGACAGACGUACAACGGGAGUGGCUCCCACUGUGCUGGGCUGGGGAGCCUGACGCCUGCCUCCUCAGAAUUCGCAGAUCCUCGAGGCUCUCUCAGAAGUCCCUUUACCUGAUCGAUGUCAAUGUCACACACUAGGCAUGUAGAUUUCUUGGGAUUCUAAAACUGAAAAAGUUUGAGUUCAUAUGUUGGUGGUUUAGGGAACAGAUGUUGAGGGGCAAGGAAGAUAAACUGUCUCGUAAGCAAGAAAGAACAGGAAAGAGCCUUCAUGCCGAGAGACCUGGUCCAUACUCAGGAUAAGAUCCUUGACUAUGGAACUCGGUUAUGGAACUCAAUAGUGGUGGGUGAAUAUUAGUCAUUUUUAAAAGACAUCUAUUAGAGCAGCAAGGAGCAGUAAACAUGAAUCUCAUUCUCUGAGUAUUUUUUAUGAAGAAAUCAUACUAAGUGUUGGUGCAUAGAAACAGAAGGUGUUGGGACAGGUUAACAGAAGUGGUGGGUGCCUACUUAACACUUUCAUUCAUUCAGAAAGAAUCUUCAUAAGUGAUAUAACACCCCUAAAACAUGUUUGUUAGUGAUAUUUCGUGACAAAACAAAAGAAGCAAGAUGUAAGAAGCAAAAUGUAAAAAGCAAAAUGUAUGAUUUGGAGUUUAAGUGACUUUUAACCAGGAGAAUUGAUCUACAAGAGUAUCAGUAAGGUAUAUAGCAACCUUUAUCUUUGGCUUCACACUUUCAUUAUAGACCAGCUUCCACUGUUAAAAACUCAGCUCUGAAAUACUGUAGGAAGGGAUCCUGAAAGCAUGUGGGAAAAUCAGAGGUAGAAAUAUAAAGGGCUCUCGUACAUUGUAAGGAAAAGCACCCUUUAAAUGUGUAAAGACAGUAUUUUGUACA